CCAAUGCGUCUGCAGCAUAGGCAUAAGUCAUUUGAAUGAUCAUUGAUAGGGCGAAGGUAUGGAUGAAAUUCAGGGACCAGUUUUCUUGGUAGCCGCACGUGAGGUAGCUAUCUGUUUUGAGGUGUCUCUGUUUUUGGCUUGCUGAAGCUGGGAGUCCCACUCAUGUGCUAUGGGAUCAAUGGGAUCUCGGUCGACCAUAGAAAUGAUCCUGAGGCUAUGAUGAAAGAGCCAUUUAAGCUCAGCCACUGGCUACGUCCAUCUCGAAGGCACCACAUCGCGAAUCAGUUUCUUCAGGACACGGAACAUACGUAUUCUCUUAUUACGAUAUCCUCUGCAGAUGCCCAAAGGCGCGGUUUAUUACCACGUAAGAUUUUUCCUUUCAAAGAUCAGCAUUAUAAACCUUUUGUAGCUUCUCCUGGGGACGAUGCCGGGAAUCUAGAGCUGAAGAGGCCGAGGUGUCACAUUGACAUCAAGGAAAUUGAGCACAGCGAGCGCCAAUGUGGCAUAUUAUUGAAGUCGGGAGAUGUAAACCCAAUUGAAGUGAUCCAUGCCGCUGCUUCAGUGACAGAUUGGAAUGACCUACAACUGCACUCUGCAGCCAACGUCUUGAUUGCACAGAUCCGUUCACUUCUCCGUUCCAGCCAAUCACCAUGGGAGAAAAUGAAUCUUGUGCCCCCUUCAGUAGCGAAACGGGUCAUUGAUACGCUUCAAUGGGAGGUGGAUUACGCAUCAGAAAUCGACAACUACCGCAGACGCUGUAUCAGUUGUCUUCAAGCAUUGAGCAGGAUUCAUGUAAUCAUCCCGACAACUUGCUACCUUGCCAGUGAAGCAAUUACGAAAGAUGGCGAUGAUCCAAUUUGUGGCAGCGCAUCUUGCGAUACUUGGAGAGGUAACCUCGAGCUAGAGCGCCUACCUGUAUGUUUGAAAGUACUCAGGUAUUUUCCCACGAAUGUUGGUCGCGGCUCAUCGUUCAAGGUAAAUAUCGAUAAAUGUCGUGUUAAACCGACUUUGAUCUGGUGUCUAUCGCAGGACCAUCUUAAAGAAGUUAUGGUGUGGAGACAGGUGCGUCAUCCGCGUAUUUUGCCGCUCUUAGAUGUCAACGAGGACCUUUUCGCACCCCGAUUUUGUUUGAUAUCCUCCUGGAUGUAUCAGAGUAACAUCAUCGAGUAUCUGCAACGAAAUCCUGACGAUGUUGAACCUACGCGACUGGACUUCGUAGAUUUCCGCCUGGGGUCUGCAAGCCGUAAUGAUUAA
Molecule: messenger RNA, 1254 nt
Organism: Guyanagaster necrorhizus
Lineage: Eukaryota; Fungi; Basidiomycota; Agaricomycetes; Agaricales; Physalacriaceae
Exons: 9
Coding region: 163-1254 (363 amino acids)
Source: RefSeq, a predicted model, not a curated record